Molecule: messenger RNA, 16177 nt
Organism: Pteropus alecto (black flying fox)
Lineage: Eukaryota; Metazoa; Chordata; Mammalia; Chiroptera; Pteropodidae
Gene: BLTP1
Product: KIAA1109 ortholog
Exons: 88
Coding region: 382-15669 (5095 amino acids)
Biological process (GO): synaptic vesicle endocytosis
Source: RefSeq, a predicted model, not a curated record
CGCAGUGACGCCCCUGCCCUAGCUCGGGCCCCUCCCGUCCUCCUCCGCCCUCCUCUAUGUCAGUGGCCGGGCCGGAGCCGGGGCCGGACCUUGGGCGGCGGGGCCGGACCUCCGGCAUCGGGCCCAGCUGGCGGGGCUAGAGGGGUGGGCGCGGGCAGGGCUCCGCAGGCCGCGUUGGAUCCGCGUUGUCGUCCCCGCCCGAGGCCCUUGGCGUCCUCCGAUGAGAGGCCGGACGGUUCCGGGCCGCCCCGGCGCUCGCCCAGGUCUGUUCAAAUGAAACGCUGCAGAUGGGCCUUCUGAAGAUAAGGAGAAGGGAAAACAACAUUGAAGACAGAAAAAAAAAUUGGGGCCUUUAGAUGCUGCUCUGGAAAAACCUCAGUAAUGGAUCAAAGGAAGAACGAGAGUAUUGUCCCCAGCAUCACUCAGUUAGAAGAUUUUCUCACAGAACACAAUUCCAACGUUGUCUGGCUCCUUGUUGCUACCAUUUUGUCCUGUGGAUGGAUUAUUUAUCUCACAUAUUAUAAUUCUCGGAAUGUUGGUCUUAUUUUAACAUUGGUUCUUAACAGAUUAUACAAACAUGGCUAUAUCCAUAUUGGCUCCUUUUCUUUCUCUGUUCUUUCUGGAAAAGUCAUGGUUCGUGAAAUCUAUUACAUUACAGAAGACAUGUCUAUUAGAAUUCAAGAUGGAUUUAUAAUUUUUCGGUGGUGGAAAAUGUAUAACCCAAAGCAGAAACAACAUGAUCCGAAGGCAGAAACUAGAUUAUACAUCACAGUCAAUGACUUCGAAUUUCAUGUCUAUAAUCGUUCGGAUCUUUAUGGACGUCUUCAAGAAAUGUUUGGUUUGGAGCCAACAAUAAUUCCACCUAAGAAAGAGGAUGAUAAAACACGGGAAAAUGGAAGGACAAGAACCCAGUCCAAAAUUGAAAGAGUUAAAGUAAAAACGGAAUCUCAAGACCCCACAUCUUCAUGGAGAUCACUUAUUCCAGUCAUAAAAGUCAAUGUGAGCACAGGGCGCUUGGCCUUCGGAAACCAUCACCAGCCUCAGACUCUGUGCAUCAACUUCGACGAUGCUUUCUUAACGUACACCACGAAGCCGCCCUCCAGCCGCCUCGACCAGUUCAUGCAUAUUGUGAAGGGGAAGCUCGAGAACGUCCGCGUCAUGCUUGUUCCUAGUCCCAGAUACGUUGGUCUUCAAAACGAUGAACCACCAAGGCUGAUGGGAGAAGGCUUCGUGGUGAUGCAGUCAAAUGAUGUCGACAUCUACUACUACAUGGACGAGCCAGGACUUGUUCCAGAAGAAACAGAAGAAAAUGUUGAAGGAGAAAUGAGCAGUGAAGAUUGCAAAUUACAAGAUUUGCCUCCAUGUUGGGGACUGGAUAUAGUUUGUGGUAAAGGAACAGAUUUCAACUACGGGCCGUGGGCCGACAGGCAGAGAGACUGUUUAUGGAAGUUUUUCUUCCCACCUGACUAUCAAGUCUUGAAAGUUUCCGAAGUGGCACAGCCUGGGGGACCUCGCCAGAUCCUCGCCUUUGAACUGCGAAUGAAUAUUAUUGCAGAUGCUACAAUUGACUUGCUCUUUACCAAAAACAGGGAAACCAAUGCUGUACAUGUAAAUGUAGGAGCCGGCUCCUAUUUAGAAAUUAAUAUUCCAAUGACAGUUGAGGAAAACGGUUAUACCCCUGCGAUUAAAGGACAGCUCUUACAUGUCGACGCCACGACCAGCAUGCAGUACCGGGCACUUCUAGAAGCAGAAAUGUUAGCGUUCCACAUCAAUGCCAGCUACCCCCGAACCUGGAACAUGCCACAGACAUGGCAGUGUGAAUUAGAGGUUUAUAAAGCCACCUACCACUUCAUUUUUGCGCAGAAGAACUUCUUCACAGAUUUAAUUCAAGAUUGGUCUAGUGAUAGUGCUCCAGACAUUUUUUCAUUUGUACCAUAUACGUGGAAUUUUAAAAUCAUGUUUCAUCAGUUCGAGAUGAUUUGGGCUGCUAACCAACACAACUGGAUUGAUUGUUCCACUAAACAACAGGAAAAUGUGUAUCUGGCAGCCUGUGGGGAAACACUGAAUAUCGAUUUCUCUCUGCCUUUUACAGACUUCGUCCCCGCUACAUGCAACACCAAGUUCUCCCUUAGAGGAGAAGAUGUUGAUCUCCAUUUGUUUCUGCCAGAUUGCCACCCUAGUAAAUACUCACUGUUUAUGCUGGUAAGGAAUUGCCACCCAAGUAAAAUGACUCACGAUGCUGGUAUUCCUGCCGAGUGUCACGGUGGCCAGAAAACCGUUAAGCCAAAAUGGCGGAACAUCACUCAGGAAAAAGCUGGUUGGGUCGAAUGCUGGACUGUCCCAAGCGUCAUGCUUACCAUUGAUUAUACAUGGCAUCCAAUUUAUCCACAAAAAGCAGAUGAACAGCUAAAACAGUCACUGUCAGAAAUGGAAGAGACGAUGCUGUCCGUGUUAAGGCCGUCGCAGAGAGUGUCGGACAGGGCGGUCCCCUCUCCCUCCUCCUCGUCACGCCCCCCUGUCGAUCCCUCAGAACUGCCGCCCGAUAAGCUCCACGUGGAAAUGGAACUUUCCCCCGAUUCUCAGAUAACUCUCUAUGGACCUCUGUUAAAUGCCUUUUUGUGUAUAAAGGAAAACUACUUUGGGGAAGAUGACAUGUAUAUGGAUUUCGAAGAGGUGGUUUCAAGUCCCGUUCUGUCACUGACGACGUCGUCCAGCUCUGGCUGGACUGCCGUCGGAAUGGAGAAUGAUAAAAAGGAAAGCGAAAGUUCGGCCAAGCCCACCCAUCCGCUGGCCCUGCGUCCUUGGGAUAUCACUGUCCUUGUGAACUUGUACAGAGUGCACGGGCGUCUUCCUGUUCACGGAACCACCGAUGGUCCUGAAUGUCCCACGGCUUUCUUGGAAAGACUAUGCUUUGAAAUGAAGAAAGGAUUUAGGGAGACCAUGCUGCAGCUUGUCCUGUCUCCCCUGACCGUGUGUGUCAGCGACAACUAUCAGCAGCGACCCCCGGUGGACGAGGUGCUCAGGGAGGGGCACAUCAGCUUGUCCGGUCUCCAGCUGCGAGCGCAUGCCAUGUUCUCGGCAGAAGGUCUUCCUUUGGGAAAUGAUUCGUUGGAAUACGCGUGGCUGAUCGAUGUGCAGGCUGGGAGCCUGACGGCUAAGGUCACGGCCCCACAGCUGGCUUGUCUCUUGGAGUGGGGGCAGACAUUUGUUUUUCACGUGGUAUGUCGGGAGUAUGAACUGGAAAGACCCAAAUCAGUAAUAAUAUGUCAGCAUGGAAUUGAUCGUCGGUUCUGUGAAUCCAAGUUGAGUUGUAUUCCUGGACCUUGUCCAACCUCAGAUGACUUGAAAUACACUAUGACCCGUCUAGCAGUCGACGGGGCCGAUGUUUACAUUGUGGAGCAUGGCUGCGCUACAAACGUAAAGAUGGGUGCGGUUCGGGUUGCGAACUGUAACCUCCACAACCAGUCGGUUGGGGAAGGGAUAAGCGCUGCAAUUCAAGACUUUCAAGUGAGACAGUGCAUCGAACAGCCGAGUAACCCCAGGGCGGGGCUUCAGCCCGCGCUGCUGCGGAGGGCCCACUGGCUCGAAGCGGGGUCGGCCAGCCUGGGGCUCGUAACUGUUGACGUCGCAUUGGCUGCGGAUCACCAUUCUAAACAUGAGGCACAGAGGCAGUUCUUAGAAACUCAUGAUGCCAGAACCAAGAGGUUGUGGUUUUUGUGGCCAGAUGACACCGUGAAGAAUAAGAGGAGCCGGAACAAGUGUGGUUGUCUCGGUGGCUGCAGAUUUUUUGGUGGCACAGUAACAGGCCUAGAUUUCUUCAAACUUGAGGAGUCGACACCUUCCAGCAGCUCUGCGUUUUCAAGCACAAGCGCGGAGUCUGACAUGUAUUAUGGACAGUCUCUGCUACAGCCUGGAGAAUGGAUUAUUACCAAGGAAAUUCCCAAAAUCGUAGACGGUACCGUGAGCGGCACGAAGAGGAGGGACUGGGAAGCCAGGUCGGCGGGCGCCGAGGCCGAGCGGAAGGCGCAGCCGCGCGGCCUGCAGGUGCCGUCCCGCUCCCACAGCUCGUCCUCGUCGUCCGAGGAGAACAGCGGCUCCAGCGCCGCGCAGCCGCUGCUGGCCGGCGAGAGGGACAGUCCCUCCUGUGCUGCCGACGGCCGCGUGCUCCAGAAGGAGUUCCUGCAGGGCGCGAAGAGAGAGGACGGCCGUGCGAGCAUCCCCGCGGACAUUCCUGGAAGCAGCCCCGUGUCCCCCAGUGCUCAGGACCAGUCCGUCGGCCAGUCUCCCCUGAGGUCCCCCUUGAAGCGACAGGCCUCCGUGUGUUCCACCCGACUUGGAAGUACCAAGAGCCUGACCGCUGCCUUUUAUGGGGACAAGCAGCCUGUGACGGUUGGAGUCCAGUUUAGUAGCGAUGUCUCCAGGAGUGAUGAGAAUGUUCUAGACUCACCGAAGCAGAGAAGAAGUUUUGGUUCAUUUCCGUACACGCCAUCAGCGGACUCCAAUUCGUUUCACCAGUAUCGAUCCAUGGAUUCCAGCAUGUCCAUGGCUGACAGUGAGGCCUACUUUUCUGCAGCUGAGGAGUUCGAGCCCAUUAGCAGUGACGAAGGGCCUGGAACUUACCCAGGAAGGAAAAAGAAGAAAAAGCAAACUCAGCAGCUCGACUACAGUAGGGGUUCCAUAUAUCACAGUGUGGAAGGGCCCCUGAGCGGCCACGGGGAGAGCGUGCAGGGCCCCCGGACCCUGCCGUUCAAAGCCCACCCCUCCCAGGCCUCCUUUGUGUCCGCGGUGGGAGGGGAGGAGGUCGUGGAGCACCUGUACCCCGCGGAAGGCGAGAAAACGGGAGACAGCGAGCAGGUGAUGUCUCAGCAGCCGGCGAUGAACUGCUACCAGACCUACCUCACUCAGUUCCAGGUGAUUAACUGGUCGGCGAAGCACCCGACCAACAAAAGGACCUCCAAGUCCUCGCUGCAUCGCCCCCUCGACCUGGACACGCCGACCAGCGAGGAGAGCGCCUCAUCCCUGGAGCAGCUGUCCAUCCCAGCUUUUAAGGUUAUCAAACAGGGACUCACAGCUAAUUCUUUACUAGACAGAGGAAUGCAAUUUUCAGGAUCAACUUCAAACACACCGUACACGCCUCUGGAAAGGAAAGCCGCCGAGAACACAGAUGACGAAACGCUAACGGAAGAGUGGACCCUGGACCAGCCCGUCUCUCAGACCAGAACCACGGCCAUCGUGGAAGUGAAAGGGACUGUGGACAUCGUCCUGACUCCCCUGGUGGCUGAAGCCUUAGACAGGUAUAUCGAAGCGAUGGUUCAUUGUGCCAGCACCCGACACCCGGCCGCGAUCGUGGACGAUCUUCACGCCAAAGUCCUCAGGGCGGCUGUGCAGAGCAGCAAGACUACCUUCUCAGAAAACUUAUCUUCCAAACAAGACGUGAGAGCAUCCAAAACCGAGCACUCCACCGUGGGAACGACCCAGCGAGGACCGGCUCAGACGAAUCUCAGUCUCACAGCGAAGCAGGAUAAUGUCACGAUUAAAGGCCUCCAGGCUAACGUUAGCAUACCAAAGGUGAACUUGUGUUUGUUGCAAGCCUCAGUGGAAGAAUCUCCAAGCACAGCUCCUGGUAGAAGUGUGACUCACGUGUCCCUGGUUGCAUUGUGUUUCGACAGAAUCGCGACACAAGUUCGUAUGAACAGAGGUGUGGUUGAAGAGACUGCAAACAGUGCAGAACCCAGCAGAACGUCGCAUUUCGAUAGGUAUGUCCACGCCACCAAGAUGCAGCCGCAGUCAUCUGGAUCGCUCAGAUCAAAUGCCGGAGCGGAAAAAGGCAAAGAAAUUGCUGCCAAGUUAAACAUUCAUCGAGUUCACGGACAGCUCAGGGGUCUAGACACAACAGAUAUUGGUACCUGUGCCAUCACUGCUAUUCCCUUUGAGAAGUCCAAAGUUUUAUUUACUCUUGAAGAGUUGGAUGAGUUUACUUUUGUGGAUGAAACUGAUCAGCAGGCUGUUCCAGAUGUAACUCGAAUAGGUCCCAGCCAAGAAAAAUGGGGUUGGAUAAUGUUUGAAUGUGGACUUGAAAAUUUAACCAUAAAAGGAGGGAGACAGUCCGGAGCUGUGUUAUAUAAUACUUUUGGGAUGAUGGGUAAAGCUAGUGGCGUGGAAAGGGCUGGGGUGCUGACGUCCAAUAAUUCUUCGGAUUCUCCGACCGGCAGCGGCUACAACACCGAUGUCUCCGACGAUAAUUUGCCUUGUGACCGAACAAGCCCUUCUUCAGACUUAAAUGGGAAUUCCGUUUCAGAUGAGCAGGAUGAGGGAGUAGAGUCCGAUGACUUAAAGAAAGACCUGCCUCUCAUGCCUCCGCCUCCGGACUCCUGCAGCAUGAAGCUGACCAUCCGGGAGAUCUGGUUCAGCUUUGCCGCCCCCACCAAUGUGCGGUCUCCCGCACACGCCUUUUCCAGGCAGCUGAACCUCUUAAGCACUGCGACUCCAGCUGUCGGCGCAUGGCUUGUUCCCAUUGAUCAACUCAAGUCAUCCUUGAACAAAUUAGACACGGAGGGGACGUUGAGAGUGUGUGCUGUCAUGGGAUGCAUAAUGACUGAAGCAUUAGAGAAUAAAAGUGUGCAUUUUCCCCUAAGAAGUAAAUACAACAGACUUACAAAAGUUGCCCGCUUUCUCCAAGAAAAUCCUUCAUGUUUGCUGUGCAAUAUACUACACCACUACCUGCACCAGGCCAAUUACUCCGUCAUCGACGAUGCUACGAUGAGUGACGGACUGCCUGCCCUGGUCACUUUGAAGAAGGGUUUAGUCGCGCUGGCACGGCAGUGGAUGAAGUUCAUCGUGGUGACGCCGGCCUUCAAAGGAGUCAGCUUGCACCGGCCAGCGCAGCCGCUGAAGCCCCAGUCGGCCGUGGACCACGAGCAGGAAGAUGGGCUGGGGCUGGACAGCGGCGGCGGCCUGCAGAGUGACACCAGCGCCGAUGGGGCGGAAUUCGAAUUCGAUGCAGCCACAGUCAGUGAGCACACGAUGCUGCUGGAAGGGACGGCCACUCGGCCUCCGGCGGGCGGCUCUGGGCCUGUGACUGGAGCCGAGAUCAUGAGGAAGCUUUCUAAGACUCAUACCCACAGCGACUCUGCAUUAAAAAUAAAGGGCAUCCACCCGUACCACUCUCUGAGCUACACCAGCGGCGACACGGCCACGGACUCGCCGGUGCACGUGGGCCGUGCCGGCCCGCCGGUCAAGGAGAGCCCCAGGAAGGAGAGCCUGCUCAGCUACCUGACCGGGAGCUUCCCGAGCCUGCACAACCUGCUGGAGGGGACCCCCCAGAGGAGCAGCGCGGCUGCCAAGAGCAGCUCCCUCACGAGGACAGGCAACACGAUGGCCACUGACAUGUUGUCUGAACACCCCCUGCUCUCUGAGCCGUCGUCGGUGAGCUUCUACAACUGGAUGUCCAACGCCGUGGGCAACCGAGGAGGCGGGGUCCAGGAGUCCCCCGUGACGAAGUCAGGACACGGCAGCCUUCCCACAGGUGUCGCACCCAACCUUCCCACAAUACCGUCGGCCUCAGAUUUCAACACCGUCCUGUCCAGCGACCAGAACACCCUGGCUGGGACGCACUCUCAGCACAGCACGAGCCAGGACGACGUGGCCGGCGUGGAAGAGGCCAACCAGGGCUUCCCUGCCGUUCAGCUGGCCGACGCGCAGGUGGUUUUCAAACCUCUCCUGAGUCACACGGGGAUCCAGUCUCAGGACACGAUGCCGCUGUGCUACCGGAUGUACUUUGGAGAGCACCUGUCGUUUUCGGGGACUUUGGACUGCCUCCGGGCAGACAUCGUGGAUUCGGACACAGCCAAGGAGAGGAAAGGCAAAAGGGCGAGAAGGCAAGGACACGUGAAUCUCCCUCCGCUGGAGUUCAAGCCGGCGCUGAUGCUGGAGACCUUCAGCAUCAGCGCGGUGGUGAUGGAGAGGUCGGUGUGCGCCCCGCAGGGCUCGGCUGGCGCGCUCCCCUUUCACGACCUCAGCAAGCGCUACUACAGCACCUUCCACUGCAACUUCACCAUUUCCUGCCAGUCCAUCAGCCAGCACGUCGACAUGGCUUUGGUCCGCCUCAUCCACCAGUUCAGCACGAUGAUAGACGACAUCAAAGCCACGCAGACUGACAUCAAACUGAGCAGGUACACCGCCGGAUCCGCCUCCCCCACCCCCACCUUCAAGACCAGGAAACACCGGGAUUUCCGCUCGUCCGACUUCAGCCGCAGCUCGAGAGGAAGUCUCAACGGUGGCAACCGAGUAAAUAACGCGAAGAACAAACGGACCAGCAGUGAGAAUAACAAAAAGGAAUCUCGCAACAAAAACUCGUUAGGGAGAUCGGAGCGGAGAACUUCGAAAGUGUCCAGAAAAGGCUCCAAGGAUGUGGUGGACCACAUGACCAUCCACAUGGACGACUCGGAUUCCAUCACCGUGUCGGAGCAGAGCGAGCCCUCGGCCGAGUGCUGGCAGAACAUGUACAAACUGCUCAACUUCUAUUCGCUUAUCUCCGACCCGACAGGAAUACUGGAGAAAUCUUCCGAAACGUUUGGACCGGCCGGAGUUCGGAGCCCGACGGAGCCCACGUGCAGAGUGGUGUUUGAGAACGAGCAGGAUGGCGGCAGUGUGACUAAGACACAGAGGAAGCGCAGCCUGGUGACCGCAGAGCCGCAGCACGUCACCCUGAUCGUGUUCGGGAUCGGCAUGGUGAACCGGACGCACCUGGAGGCGGACAUCGGCGGGCUGACCAUGGAGUCGGAGCUCAAGAGGAUCCACGGCAGCUUCACCCUCAAGGAGAAGAUGAAAGAUGUUCUACAUCAAAAGAUGACUGAGACAUGUGCCACUGCUCAUAUUGGUGGCGUAAAUAUUGUGCUGCUUGAAGGGAUUACACCAAAUAUACAACUGGAGGAUUUUCCUACGUCUCCUACAAGCACAGCCAAACAAGAGUUUCUAACUGUGGUGAAAUGCAGCAUCGCCAAGUCCCAAGCCCUGUACAGCGCCCAGCGGGGGCUGAGGACUAACAACGCUGCCGUGUUCAAAGUCGGGGCCAUCAGCAUCAACAUCCCCCAGCACCCGGCCACGCUGCACAGCAUGAUGGUCCGAAGCUCGCACCAGCUGUCCAAGCAGAUCUCCGACCUCAUCCGACAGCCUUCGUCACUCCCGCAGCCUGCAAAAGAAGAUAUUGCAACCCCCCUCCCUUCUGAAAAAACUCCGACAAGUGUUAAUCAAACGCCUGUUGAAACAAACGAGUUUCCUCAGCUACCGGAAGGCUUGGAAAAGAAGCCUCUCGUUCUUAAAUUCAGCGCCAUGCUCGAUGGCAUAGCGAUUGGGGCAGCGCUUCUGCCGUCUCUGAAAGCGGAGUACAAGAUGGGGAGGAUGAGGAGUCACGGAAUGACAGGUGCACAGACCAGGUUUACUUUUGAGCUGCCAAAUCACAGACUGCGUUUCACUUCAAAAGUUUCUGCCACAGAUAUGUCGACCAUUCCUCCUUCUGCCAGUCUCAACCUCCCCCCCGUGACCAUGUCCGGAAAGUACGUGAUGGAAGAGCAUGACAGCUACUCAGACCAGGUGUGGAGUGUGGACGAGCUGCCUUGCAAACAAGGCUACUACCUGCAGGGGAAUUACCUGCGCUGUGUGGCAGAAGUUGGUUCUUUUGAACAUAAUCUCACAACUGAUCUUCUAAACCACUUGGUGUUUGUGCAGAAAGUAUUCAUGAAGGAAGUUAACGAAGUAAUACAAAAAGUGUCUGGUGGGGAGCAGCCGAUUCCUCUCUGGAAUGAACACGAUGGAACAGCAGAUGGAGAUAAGCCUAAAAUUCUACUCUAUUCCCUGAACUUGCAAUUUAAGGGUAUUCAAGUGACAGCUACAACUCCUUCAAUGAGAGCUGUGAGAUUUGAGACUGGGUUGAUUGAACUUGAACUUUCCAACCGGCUUCAAACCAAAGCUUCACCAGGAAGUAGCAGCUAUCUGAAACUGUUCGGUAAAUGCCAAGUGGAUUUAAAUCUGGCAUUAGGACAGAUUGUCAAACAUCAGGUUUAUGAGGAAGCUGGUUCUGAUUUUCAUCAAGUUGCCUAUUUUAAAACCAGAAUAGGAUUAAGAAAUGCCCUCCGAGAAGAAAUCAGUGGUUCUUCAGAUAGAGAAGCCGUGCUUAUCACCCUGAAUAGACCGAUCGUGUAUGCCCAGCCAGUGGCCUUCGACAGAGCUGUGCUGUUUUGGCUGAAUUAUAAGGCUGCCUAUGACAAUUGGAAUGAACAACGAAUGGCUUUACAUAAGGAUAUUCACAUGGCUACAAAGGAAGUCGUGGAUAUGCUGCCUGGUAUCCAGCAAACCUCUGCCCAGGCCUUUGGGACUCUCUUCCUGCAGCUCACUGUGAACGAUCUGGGAAUUUGCCUGCCUAUCACAAACACCGCGCAGUCUAAUCACUCUGGCGACCUUGACACUGGCUCAGCGUUGGUGUUGACCAUCGAAAGUACUCUCAUCACCGCUUGCUCUUCAGAAUCCCUGGUUAGCAAAGGGCACUUCAAAAGCUUUUGCAUCCGUUUUGCUGAUGGCUUUGAGACGUCCUGGGACGACUGGAAGCCGGAGAUUCGCGGGGACCUGGUGAUGAAUGCCUGCGUGGUUCCAGAUGGCACCUACGAAGUAUGUUCCAGGACUACAGGCCAAGCAGCCGCUGAAAGCAGCAGUGCGGGGACCUGGACACUGAACGUGCUGUGGAAGAUGUGUGGGAUCGACGUCCACAUGGACCCCAACAUCGGCAAGAGGCUCAACGCCCUGGGCAACACGCUCACCACGCUGACCGGGGAGGAGGACAUCGACGACAUCGCGGACCUGAACUCCGUGAACAUAGGCGACCUGUCGGAUGAGGACGAAGUGGACACUAUGUCUCCUACUGUCCAUACGAGCUCAGAUGGAAGCUCUGUAAGUGGAGACGGCCACAAGCUCACCUUCGGGCAGCGACUUGUAAAUCACCUACUAGGCCUGACGCCCCCGCAUCAGCGCCAUUCUGUUCCUGCAGAGUAUCUGUGUGACCCCGACACGGGGGGCUCCCGUCAGGCUAGCCAGUCCUAUUUGAAAGUAUGCAGAGCCCACUCAUGGGGAAACGAACCUGUGGAGUAUCGAAGACCAGGAGCGUCCUGCGGGCCGCCGGGGGAGCUGAGAGGCAGGAAGACGGUGAAGCGCCUGGUGGACAUCAGGGAGCUGAACGAGCAGGCCAGAGUCAUAGACGACCUGAAAAAAUUAGGUGCUAGCGAAGGAACCAUAAACCAAGAAAUUCAGCGUUACCAGCAGUUAGAAUCUGUCGCUGUGAAUGACAUUCGAAGAGACGUCCGCAAAAAGCUGCGGAGGUCCAGCAUGCGAGCUGCUUCCCUGAAGGAUAAGUGGGGUUUGGGGUACAAACCAAGUUACAACCGAUCGAAAAGCAUUACUGCUUCUGGAAGACCACCUCUUAAGCGAAUGGAAAGGGCAAGUUCUCGAGUGGGAGAAACCGAGGAGCUCCCGGAAGUGCGCGUGGAUGCCGCGUCUCCUGGGCCCAGAGUGACCUUCAGCAUCCAAGACACAUUGAAAAACACAAUAUGGGGAAGCACACCACAAUCCAGCUGUCCUGGGGAAGGGUAUUUUCAGUUUCCGGAAGAGACGGAACUGGACCUCCUGUCAGUAACCGUGGAAGGGUCGGCCCACUACCCGUCAGCCAGCGAAGGGCCGCGCUCCGUGUUCGGGACUCCCAAAACCCCAGCAGCCUUUUCACCGGGCCUCGCCUUCCAACCCGAGGAGGGCCGCCGGGAUGACAGCCUGUCGUCCACCAGCGAGGACUCGGACAAGGACGAGAAGGACGACGACCACGAGAGGGAGAGGUUUUACAUUUACAGGAAACCCUCACAUACUUCUCGUAAAAAAGCGACGGGCUUUGCCGCUGUCCAUCAGCUGUUUACAGAGCGCUGGCCAACAGCGCCAGUCACCCGCGGUCUUAGUGGCACAGCGACAGAGAGAAACAUCGACUUCGAACUUGAUAUUCGGGUUGAAAUCGAUAGUGGAAAAUGCGUGCUCCACCCAACCACCCUUCUUCAAGAACAUGAUGAUAUCAGCUUGAGAAGGAGUUACGAUAGAAGUUCCAGGAGUUUAGAUCAAGAUUCUCCUUCAAAAAAGAAGAAGUUUCAAACUAAUUAUGCUUCUACCACCCAUUUAAUGACUGGCAAGAAAGUGCCAUCAUCUCUACAGACAAAGCCUAGUGACUUAGAAACGACGGUGUUUUACAUCCCCGGAGUCGAUGUGAAGUUGCAUUACAAUUCCAAGACGCUAAAGACUGAGUCACCCAAUGCGUCCAGAGGAUCCUCCUUGCCAAGGACACUGUCUAAAGAGUCCAAGCUGUAUGGUAUGAGAGAGAGUGCGGCACCUCCUUCUCCUCCUUUACCUCACACUGUCCAGGGCAAGACUAACACCUUGCUUCCUCCCCAACCCCCACCUCUGCCCUCAGCCAAAGGAAAAGGAAGCGGAGGGGUGAAAACCGCCAAGCUGUACGCCUGGGUGGCACUUCAGUCCCUGCCGGAGGAGAUGGUCAUCAGCCCCUGCCUGCUGGACUUCCUGGAGAAGGCCCUGGAGACCAUCCCAAUCACGCCCAUCGAAAGGAAUUACGCAGCUGUGAGCUCCCGAGAUGAAGAUGUGGGCCACUUCGAAAUCCCGGACCCUAUGGAGGAGUCGACCGCGUCCCUGGUGUCGUCCUCCACGUCCGCGUACGCGUCCUUCCCCGUGGACGUCGUGGUGUACGUGCGAGUCCAGCCCUCGCAGAUCAAGUUCAGCUGUUUGCCGGUGUCAAGAGUGGAAUGCAUGCUGAAGCUGCCGUCCCUGGACUUGGUGUUCUCUUCCAACCGGGGAGAACUGGAGACUUUAGGGACCACGUGUCCUGCAGAGACUUUGUCCCCUGGUGGGGGCGCUGCGGCUCAGAGCGGAGCCAAGGCCUCUGCUAGCAAAGCUGGGACGCCAGGGUCGUCAGCACUGGGCAGCCCCCUUGGCAGAAGCCGGCACAGCAGCAGCCAGUCAGAUCUGAGCACUCCCAGCAGCAGCUCGUCUGGUCUGAGCUUCACCGCGUGCAUGUCCGACUUCUCUCUCUACGUGUUCCACCCCUACGGAGCAGGGAAGCAGAAGACCACCGUGUCCGGCCUCACGCCAGGAUCCGGAGGGCUAGGGAAUGUGGACGAAGAACCCACUUCAGUCACUGGUCGAAAAGAUUCACUGAGUAUAAACCUUGAGUUUGUGAAAGUGAGUUUGUCUCGGAUAAGGCGUUCAGGAGGUGCCUCAUUCUUUGAAAGUCAGUCCGUAAACAAGCCUGCAAGCAAAAUGGACACCACACUAAUAAAUAUCUCCGCCGUCUGUGACAUAGGGUCUGCUUCCUUUAAAUAUGACAUGCGCCGACUCAGCGAAAUUCUGGCAUUUCCAAGAGCCUGGUACCGGAGAAGUAUUGCAAGACGCCUAUUCCUUGGAGACCAAACUAUAAAUCUGCCCACCUCUGGCCCGGGGACACCUGACUCCAUUGAGGGGGUGAGCCAGCACCUGUCCCCUGAAUCAUCGAGAAAGGCUUACUGCAGGGCCUGGGAGCAGCCUAGUCAGUCAGCCUCCUUCACCCACAUGCCUCAGUCACCCAACGUGUUCAAUGAGCAUAUGACAAACAGCACCAUGUCACCGGGGACAGCAGCACAGAGCCUAAAAUCCCCAGCUUCCAUAAGAUCCAGGAGCGUGUCUGAUUCUUCAGUUCCCAGAAGAGAUUCACUUUCAAAAACAUCAACUCCUUUUAACAAAUCAAACAAAACAGCGAGUCAGCAGGGGACGCCGUGGGAAACACUUGUUGUGUUUGCUAUCAACUUGAAGCAAUUAAACGUUCAAAUGAAUAUGAGCAAUGUAAUGGGAAACACAACGUGGACAACGAGUGGUUUGAAGAGCCAGGGCCGUCUGUCGGUGGGAAGUAACCGAGACCGGGAGAUAAGCAUGUCCGUCGGUCUGGGCCGGUCACAGUUAGAUUCUAAAGGAGGAGUAGUUGGAGGGACCAUAGAUGUCAAUGCUUUGGAGAUGGUUGCUCAUAUUUCUGAACAUCCAAAUCAGCAGCCCAGUCACAAAAUUCAGAUCACCAUGGGUUCUACCGAAGCCCGGGUCGAUUACAUGGGCUCAAGCAUCCUCAUGGGCAUCUUCAGUAAUGCUGACCUCAGGCUGCAGGACGAGUGGAAAGUGAACCUGUACAACGCACUGGAUUCAAGCAUAACCGAUAAAAGGUGUGAAAUUUUUGUCCAUGGAGAUUUGAAGUGGGAUAUUUUCCAAGUGAUGAUAUCAAGGUCAACCACACCAGACCUGAUAAAAAUAGGGAUGAAGCUCCAGGAAUUCUUCACGCAGCAGUUUGACACCAGCAAACGAGCUCUGUCCACCUGGGGGCCAGUCCCUUAUCUCCCACCCAAGACAAUGGCAAAUAACUUCGAGAAAAGUUCACAAGAACAAUUGCUCGACGCAGCCCAUCACCGGCACUGGCCCGGAGUGCUGGAGGUGGUAUCCGGAUGCCACAUCUCCUUGUUUCAGAUUCCUCUACCGGAAGAUGGGAUGCAGUUUGGGGGCUCCAUGAGCUUACAUGGAAACCAUAUGACACUAGCCUGUUUUCAUGGUCCAAAUUUCCGUUCAAAAUCCUGGGCCCUUUUUCACUUAGAAGAACCAAAUAUUGCUUUUUGGACCGAAGCUCAGAAAAUCUGGGAAGAUGGCUCUAGCGAUCAUUCUACCUAUAUUGUACAAACACUGGAUUUUCAUCUGGGCCAUAACACCAUGGUUACCAAACCAUGUGGCGCUUUGGAAAGUCCUAUGGCAACAAUAACCAAGAUAACAAGGCGUCGCCAUGAAAACCCACCCCAUGGAGUGGCCAGUGUGAAGGAAUGGUUCAAUUACGUUACAGCCACAAGGAAUGAAGAGCUAAACCUGCUUCGUAAUGUUGAUGCUAAUAACCCUGAGAAUAGCACUAUGGUGAAGAAUUCCAGUUUGCUGAGCGGAUUCAGAGGAGGUUCUAGCUACAAUCACGAAACAGAGACUAUCUUCGCGUUACCAAGGAUGCAGCUCGACUUCAAAUCCAUUCACGUUCAAGAGCCCCAAGAGCCUUCAUUACAGGAUGCCAACCUGAAGCCAAAGGUAGAAUGCAGCGUGGUGACAGAGUUCACUGACCACAUCUGUGUGACUAUGGAUGCUGAGCUCAUCAUGUUUCUCCAUGACUUAGUGUCGGCUUAUCUUAAAGAAAAAGAAAAAGCUAUUUUUCCACCUCGGAUUUUAUCUACUCGACCAGGACAGAAAAGUCCAAUUAUUAUACAUGAUGACAAUUCCUCUGACAAAGACAGAGAAGACAGCAUCACUUACACUACUGUGGACUGGAGAGAUUUUAUGUGUAACACGUGGCAUCUAGAGCCCACUCUUAGAUUAAUUUCUUGGACUGGAAGAAAGAUUGAUCCAGUAGGCGUUGAUUAUAUACUUCAAAAGUUGGGCUUUCAUCAUGCCAGGACUACUAUUCCCAAAUGGCUUCAGAGAGGAGUCAUGGACCCACUGGACAAGGUUCUGUCGGUUCUUAUCAAAAAACUCGGUACUGCACUGCAGGAUGAAAAGGAAAAGAAAGGAAAAGACAAAGAAGAACACUAAGACAGCAACUUGAUCUGUGAACAAAUUAUCCGUUAAGUUUUAUUACACUGAAGUGUAUUUUUUUUUUUGUAUAAUAAAAUUAUUUAAAAUAUAACUUUAAAAUAAUUCUAAUUUUGUGGCCAUUAAAGGUUUACAAGUUAACCUGUUUAUUUUAGUUCCACUGUUCUGGAUACAGUGAAGUAUUGCAUGAUAAUGUAAAUUUUGUGAAAAACUAGAUUAAAAUAUAUCCAUCUCAGUAGGGUUUAUAAUUGUAUUAUGUGCAAUAUGAUUCCUGCAUCUUAAAAUAUUUUCAGAAUAACUGUGAAUUUCCUGUUAUUGGCCAUAACUUUUAGAAAAAAAUCUUGUUGAUAAUGUGAUUUUUUUUUGGUAAUUAAUUGCAUUUUCUUUUUUUAAAAUAUAGACUUGUAUAAAUACCUAUUUGUAUAUAGUUUGAGUAAUUGUGAUAUGAUUAAAUACCACUAAAAUAUUGUUUGUAACUAUUGUAAUAAAGUCACAAUAAUUGGUUUCA